Molecule: messenger RNA, 1411 nt
Organism: Syzygium oleosum
Lineage: Eukaryota; Viridiplantae; Streptophyta; Magnoliopsida; Myrtales; Myrtaceae
Exons: 3
Coding region: 674-1246 (190 amino acids)
Source: RefSeq, a predicted model, not a curated record
GCGCCUUUUGACUGUUGUUCUGAGAUUACCAAGUUCAUCCGUGCUCGGUAUUCUGUUGAUGGGUUUAGACCCAAACCCGGGUGCCUCCCCGAGUGGAUUACCUGGUGGUGCUUUUACUUUGUUGAUCGGCUUGAUGAAUCCGUUAAGUUUGCCUUGAAUAGGGUGAAGGCAUAUAACCUCCUCCUAAGAAGGAAGUCUACUGAUCGAAAGAAGGCUCUCGAUCAAGAAAAAGUUGUUGUUGACAAACGGAAAGCUAUCGAUCAAAGGAAGACUGUCGAUCAAGAGGAGUCCACCGAACAGGAUUCUGAGUCGUCGACAGAAGAGGAGGUCAGAGAAUCCGCAGAAGAUUUAUUUGUCAAUGCCUAUUGUCCAGCCCCAGUCUUCUCAGCCACGUUUUCAAAAGAAAGCCAGAGGUAAAACUAUGACGAGUAUGAUAGCCUUACUCUAUGUUUAGUCUGUCCACUUGCUUUCUCUUACAUGCCUAUUUUCUUGGCAGUUACUUCUCUGUCGACUAGGGUCUCGCAAUCGACCGCAGUUCAGAGUUUAGGGGGAAAAGAGAUGGAUGACCUACCUUUGACCGGAAAGAGAAGAAUGCCUUAUAUUCCGUCAGACAGUCGGGCUGAAGACAUUGUUAUCAAUGCUGAUGUAAAUUCUCCUCUUCCUGUGUUUACUGAUGAUAUCACCAUGGCUGUUGUCACUUCUUCAGGUGUUGAAGGCCAGAUUGUUCUCACCAAUGAGCCUCCCUUUCAUGAUGCCGACAUGGCUGCUCAUAUUUCUGGGUCGAGUUACAGCCUCCCCCUUCCUUUUCUUGAGAGCGUAUCACUCCGUUCUGCUCCAACUCUCUCGGCUGAGUAUGAUGCGGCUAGAUUUGCAUCGACCGAAUUGCCCAUUGUCCUUGGUGGGGAUCAUCAAAAACCAAUCGGAUAGAGCUGUUGAUGUUGUCCGUCAAGCUUCGCCGAUCCGGACUCCUGUUUUACUUAUUCCAGCGCCAGGGCAAGGUACUAGGGAAGCUUCUCCAUCAGACCGAGUUUUCGAUUUAGAAUCUCCUCCUACUGGAUUAAGUGACGGCGCCGGCUCUGCUACUGUUGAGGCUCAAGGUCCUCCAUCGGUGUCUGUCCCCACUAAUAACUCAGUGUUUUCGUCCACUGAAGUCCGCCGACGCCCUUUGCCCCGAUUCGACAACCAGGACCAAAAGUUAGCAUUGAAGAUUCUGAUGGUUCUUAUGGUAGGACUCAAUUGGUAUUGAAGUAAGCCACUAAGCUUUUUUAUCCCAAGGUUGUCGACCCUAGCUGUACAAUUCCCGAAUCACCAUCCGCACCCAAAAUCACCACCCGAGUAAUUAAGGCGAAAGGACUUGAGUUCCUUGAGCUUUCCAAGGGUGGUUUUCCAACCAUUUUGGAUAAUCCAGCAA